This is a messenger RNA of Adineta steineri, 1080 nucleotides long. NCBI's taxonomy places the organism in Eukaryota, Metazoa, Rotifera, Eurotatoria, Adinetida, Adinetidae. The record is from the annotation of a GenBank genome assembly.
AUGGAAAAUGAUGAUGAUAUACCAACAUUAGUUGAUGAAACAGCUAUUUCACCUUCUAAAGUACCUGUAUCUAUUUUAACUGGUUAUCUUGGUGCUGGUAAAACAACAUUACUUAAUUAUAUUCUUACAGCAAAUCAUCAGAGACGUAUUGCUGUUAUUCUAAAUGAAUUUGCUUCAGGUAGUGCUAUGGAACAUCUUCAAUUAACAUCAACAACCGAUGACAACAAUGGUAAUGGUCGUCAACGAUACGAAGAUUGGCUUGAAUUACGUAAUGGUUGUUUAUGUUGUUCUGUAAAAGAUGUGGGUGUACAAGCUAUUGAACAAUUACUUGAAAAACGUCGAAAUCAUUUUGAUUAUAUUCUAUUGGAAACAACUGGUGUUGCAGAUCCACUUCCGAUUGUUAAAAUGUUUUGGCUUGAUGAUGAAUUACAUAGUGAUUUAAUUCUUGAUGGUUUAAUAACUGUUAUUGAUGCUUAUCAUGGACUAAAAAAUUAUGCAGAUGAUCGUCAUCAAGAAAAAGCAUUAUGGUCAAGACAAGUAGCAAUGGCGGAUGUUAUAUUGGUGAAUAAAAUUGAUUUAGUUUCUGAAGAAGAAAAGGCAAAAAUUCAUUCACUGAUUAAAUCAAUUAAUAUUACUGCUCAAAUCUAUGAAACAACACGAUCAUGUAUUGAUCUAUCUCUUAUACUUGAUCGACAUGCGUAUAAUACUGAUACUCCACCUGAUUACCUUUUGAAAAAUAUUCACGAACAUACAUCAACAUUAAUUCCACAUGGUCAUCAAACACUUAAUUCUAUAACAAUUGAAUUAAAUGGUAAAUUUGAUUUUAAUAAACUUGAUCAACUUAUUAUUCAACUUUUAUGGAAUGAACAAAAUACAACUCAAGAAAUUGUUCGCAUGAAAGGUGUUCUUUGUCUACAUAAUGAAUCAACUUAUAAACUUCUUCAAGCUGUUGGUCAAAUGUAUGAAUUUAUUGCUACAAAGGAAAAUCAUAAUGAUAAUUUACGAAAUUGUCUUGUUCUUAUUGGAUCAAAUCUCAAUCAAGAAUAUUUAAGAGAACAAUUUCAACAAUGUAUUACAUAG